This is a messenger RNA of Cylicocyclus nassatus, 1338 nucleotides long. Lineage: Eukaryota; Metazoa; Nematoda; Chromadorea; Rhabditida; Strongylidae. The record is from the annotation of a GenBank genome assembly.
AUGUUGUUCCGUAACGUUUUUAUCAGACCUUUUGACGGUUCUCAUGUAGGUACAGAAUUACUUGGUGUACGCUUAUUCUCAUUCCACAACGAGUUCUUAGCGAAAGAUCUCCUUGGUGUGUACGAGCUCUCCACGAUGUCGACAAUACCUGUCGAGGUAGCCGAAGAGGCACUCGAAAAGAAGGUCGAAGCGAUGAAGAUCGUCGAUGGGAACAAUAUGGAGGUCAAGAAGGAAACCACCGACGGCAAGAACGAACGUCGCGAGCGUAAGUUCGCCCGCAUGACGGAUGAGGAACGCCGCCGUGUUUGGGAGGAGGAACAAAAGACAAAGAAGGUUGUAGAGACUGGGCUUAAAGGCCAUGUGAAGUGGUAUUCCGUUCUUGGCCAUUAUGGCUUUAUCUCACGUUCGGAUGGUAAACCAGAUAUUUUUGUGCAUCAGAGCGCUAUUGCAAAAUCACAAACGGAGAAGUUCUAUCUGCGCACUUUGGCUGACGAAGAAGAAGUUGAGUUUGAUAUCGUAGAAGGACGCAAAGGUCCUGAAGCUUCGAAUGUCACUGGACCAAAUGGUACAAAUGUCAAAGGAUCCAAAUAUCAGAGAGUUCUCCUGUAUCGUUUCCGUCCUAACAGACGUCGUGUCCAGCAUGAUGAAGACGGUGAGAAGAAGGCUGACGGCGAGAAUCAGACCAACGGACAAGGCGAAGAGAAGAAGACUGCUCGAGGACGAAGGAACGGCCGCCGUUUCCGCGGACGUCGUAUGCGACAGCAAGCUGCAGCCGAGCAGAAAGUUGAGAACCACACAGCUGCCGAAGGCGAAGAGCACGCAAAAUUAGAGGAGACUGGCACCAACCUUGGAAAGCCAGGUUUCCGCCGUCGCGGCAAUUACUACAACCGUCGUUUCCGCAGUCAGAACAAGAAUUUGCCUAAACAGGAGGGAAACAACGAGGAUGUGAACACUAAUUCCUCCAACGGAACCGGCGCACAAUCCGAGGCAAUAGCUCCUGCACACGACGAAGAUCCCAAGGCCGGAGUGCGUCGUCGCACUGAGUCGAACACGAGCGCAAAAGACGCACAGCUAACAUGCGAUGCAAACAAUCUGGGUGGAGAGCAUCCCGGUCCAUCCCUUUCACUCGCUGUACUGACAGGGUGCAUAACUGGCAACGACGCUUUUGCGCAACACUUCCCCAACGUUGCCAGUAUAUUAUGUUGCUGCCAAUUCGUCUUACAUAAUCCGUCUCAAACAACCUCAAGAUGUCAAUCCUACAGAAGAUCCAAGAUAUUGAAGAUGAAAUGGCUCGUACCCAAAAGAACAAAGCCACCAAUGCUCACUUGGGUAUGUUAA